AGCGCGCGCCAACUGCAAUUCAUUUGAGCGUCAACAAGCGAACGAAGUACAACAAAGGAAACGCGAAUUGUGAAUUGUGGCAUUCUUUAAGAAUAAGCAAAAUAAAAGAAAACCAAGAGAAACAGUUACUCAUUAACGAAUUUCAACAUGUUGGAUAUUAAGAGCUGCCUGAAGAUCAGUUUCCAGGGCGAGGUGGGCUUCAUCAUUUGUGAGACGGGCAGCAGCUACGACCAGAUUAUUGGCCAAGUCUGUGCCCGCUUUAACGUGCCGGCUUCUCAACGCGCCGGAUUGGUGCUGACCAAUGGACAGGGCUAUGUGUUUGAGCAGCAGCUAUUGGAAUACUUUCUGCUGCUCUUUCCCUGCCCCGAGCUAAUUUUCUAUCUGCGCAUGGAUUGGCAGAAGCUGCGACGCGCUUUGAUUGCUCCCAGUGUCAAGCGUCGUCGUAUCCACGAUGAAAUCACCGAUGCCGAUGCAAAUGCCGAUGCCGAUGCCACCAGUGAAACGGACUAUGUGGCGGUGCCAGUGCAUCGGCAGAAUUGUUUUCUAGGCGCACUGCCCAGCAGUGCCUCUGCUUCUUCUGCCGCUGCUUCAGUGCGUCGCCAGAACUGCUUCCUGCAACAACGUCAACAACAUCAACCACCUCAACCUCCGUCGCGAGCCUUGCGCCAAUUCACCGUUGUUCCUGCCGCACGUUCCUAUUCGCAACCGAAACGAAUGCGUCUUCAGCUGUGCAACAAAUCACGACGUUCCGUUCCAAAUGCUGCACCGCAUGUGGCACUCUUGGCAGCGGCAACAGCUCCCCGCUCCAUACGCAUCUGAGGGCCAAGGACAAGGACCAAAUUGUACAUAAAGCAUUAAGGUUGAACCAUAAUUCCUAUCAUAGAUUCCUAUCUAUCCAAAAAUACUCGUAUACUCAAGUGAAUCAUUUACAAAUAAAACAAUAAAUAUUACUCA
Messenger RNA from Drosophila innubila, 954 nucleotides. RefSeq lists its product as uncharacterized. The transcript has 2 exons. Bases 148 to 819 code for a protein of 223 amino acids. Lineage: Eukaryota; Metazoa; Arthropoda; Insecta; Diptera; Drosophilidae. The record is from RefSeq and is a predicted model, not a curated record.